AUGGCUCAGCGUCAGCUUUCGCGAACGCUUCCUAAGAACUUUACCUUCCCGUCUCUCAGUACUGAUGAGCCCAAGACGCCGGAACGGGAGACCGCUCAGAUCGAAGUCCCGCCACCACCACGCCAUUCUUUCUCCAGUUGCCGUUUGCCUCGCGUGCGCGUCCGCUCCGGCACUGACGUCUGCGAGCGGAUCAACUUGGACCUCUUUCGAUUCCAAGGUUCGCACGCUUCUCAGGAUGUCCCCGUGCCGUCUAUCGAGUACCCGCAGGGAAAUUCGCCCUCGCACGCGACUUACUCCGAAGAUCUCGCCAAUGACGAUCGCUACCUUGCACCUCCUCGCCAGCGAUUGCUCUUUAAGACUCCCCCGGCCCAGAUUCGCGGUACGCCGUUCGAUGGCAACGAGUCAGAGCAGAUGUGGCCUUCCUGGGAUGAGACUCCGGGCUUGGCACGUGAUAUCAGACGCCCUGGGACUGCGUGCUCGGAUUCUUCUUGCGAGUCUGUCGAGACUUUCGCCUCGCGCCCCUCUGUAGGAGGAAGCUGCACGAGCGUGGAGAGCGACGCCUUCGACAACCACUUCCCACUGGAGUUCUCCAAGGAGCCCGGAGCGGAGUCUCCCACCCUUCCCGAGGGACAGCAUGUACAGCGAUCCCAUGUCAAGGACAGAAUUUGGACUCGCGAGAUGGACAAUCAUCUUUGGAAUACAUAUCAAAUGUACCUACAGGACCCGACCAUAACUCCGUUCAAGAGAACCCCCGGCAGUAUCCCGCCCUUGGGCGUCACGGCAAGAGUCGCGCGCCGUGCGAAGCGCACCUGGGAUAACAAGCGCCUGUCCUUCACGCAGCCAUCCCCGACCCAAUCGAAUGAUCGAAGCGGUAGCUCCACGCCCCGGGUGCGGGAAUCCUCCGUGCAACCCGCAUGGCCUCGGUCGGAUGCAAAGACCCGUUGCCGACUCAAGCAUUUGUGCCGCCGCAAGUUCUCCAUUUCGCCUUACUAUCAGCGGAUUAUGCAGUCCCGCAGCCCGGAGCCCGUGGCCGACACCCUUGGUGUUCCCUCGGAGCCACGUGUUCGUGACUUUGCCGCCAACACGAAUGCGUAUGCCACCCGUGACUUGGGCGUUUCCCUUGUCUCGACCAGUCACUCGAACGUUUUGGCUCAGCUCGCCGAGCAGCCGGUACCCGGAGAUCGAUCGGAGUGGUUCAACAACGACAUUGUGCCUAGCGUUUCGCAUGCUCCUCAGCCAGUGCCUCAACCUCCCAGCCUGCACUAUCAAUUCCCUGCUGUUGACCCCCACAACGUGCCCCCUCGCUUGGGAUCGCCUUUCGUGUACAGUACAUGGGGACCGGGAGGUUCCCGCCGUCACGCCACAAGUGUCCCCCAGUCAGCCCGACGGGAGACGAUCCAUGUUCCUAACCGUCGUUUGCGUCGGGCGACUCACCUGGAGAAUACUCCACGAGACACCGAUGACGUCUUUACUAGCGACGUGAUUAACGAGAAGGAAGCCGAAGAUGACGAAGUCCAGACUCGCUUGGAGCAUUUCCUGCGUGAGAACAAGUUCCAAAGCAUUGGCAAGGGCCGGGUUCGCGUUCGAAACCGCGGUGCCACAACCUCUGGUGCAACGGCACCAAGGGACGUCGGCCAGCUCUUCUCACCCCCUUCCUCUCUGAUCUCUUCCCAAGCCGAGGAGACCACCCCUGUCGCCGAACCCCCUGUCAAUCAAUUUUUGAACCUCGCCGGGGAGAACAUCAAACGACUGGGUUCGCCCUUCAAGGCUGAGACCGGGUUCAAGCGUCGGGAAGCACCCGGAAGGUUCAUCCGACAUGCACCCUCGCUGUCGGAACCCUUUGCCAAUGGCGGCAUCGCGCCGUAUGCCGGCCAAUUGACCAGCCUGUCUCCAGCCCAGGAGCAGGAAAAACCUGCAGCACCGAUGCUGCAGAACCCCUUCGAGGAGGGUCUGUCAGAUGCCGAGCGUAUUCGUCGGCAGAUUCAGAACAUGUCCUCCCUGCGCCAGUAA
Penicillium daleae is the source of this 2010-nucleotide messenger RNA. RefSeq lists its product as uncharacterized. The transcript has a single exon. NCBI's taxonomy places the organism in Eukaryota, Fungi, Ascomycota, Eurotiomycetes, Eurotiales, Aspergillaceae. The coding region runs from base 1 to 2010 and encodes 669 amino acids. The record is from RefSeq and is a predicted model, not a curated record.